UUCGCCCGCGCAAUGGCGAUGGUUGUGAAGAUUUUUGGGAGAAUGGAGUUGGGACCGACUGGGGGCCUCCAAUUUCCUCAGUGGAACCAAUUAUCGCGGGAAGUGGAAGCUGCAAUGUCAAGCAAAAGUAAACCCCAAAACCCCCAAAAGCCAAAAACAAAACCCAAAACCAAAAGUCCCCUUAAAAAUCUCUAUCGCUCACCCACCCCCUCCUUCCUUUCACCAUAAACCAAUCAAAAGUUGUUCAAAGCAACAACCCCCAAUCAUUAUCAUCAUUGCUUUUCAUUUUUCUCUCUAUGUAAGUUCCUCUUUCUCUCUGUUUUUGUGAUUCCUUUCUUGGGUUUUCGAGAAUUUUUUGUUGGGAAUUCAAAUGGGUUCUGUUUGUUUUCUUCAGAUUGUUGAGUUUUGAUUGGUUUGUCUUGUGAUGGGUUCGUUUGUGAUUGAUCUUUUGUUUUAUUGAUUAGAGUGGAGGAGAUUUUUUUAGUUUUUUUUUUUUAAGAAAAGGGGUGGUGUUGGUGAAUUUGAAUUGCCGAGGAAGUGAUUUUCUGAUGGAUUCCUUUGAUGAGAUUUCCGUGUUUGGGUAUGAUAUGAAUUCAAGCAACAUGGGUGAUUCUGAAUCUUCUGGGGUUCUUGAAAUUUUUGUUCAUCAUGCUAGAAACAUUCACAAUAUAUGCAUCUAUGAAAACCAGGAUGUUUAUGCAAAGUUUUCUCUCACUUAUAAUCCAGACCAAACCUUGUCCACUAGAGUCAUUCAUGGAGGUGGGAAGAAUCCUGAUUUCAAUGAAAAUUUGAGGAUGAAAAUUACUCAGCUUGAUUCUGUUCUCAAAUGUGAGAUUUGGAUGCUUAGUAGGGCUAGAAACUAUUUGGAAGAUCAGCUUUUGGGAUUUGCUUUGGUCCCACUAUCACAAGUUAUUGGUAAAGGGAAAGUGACAGAGAAUUAUAGCCUCUCUUCUACAGAUCUCUUCCAUUCCCCGGCUGGAACGGUCCAGUUAAGUCUGUCGUUAGAUAAAUCGUUGCGUGCUGAUGCAUUGAAUUCGGUAUCCGAUCUGCCGGUUAGUUCAUCUAUUUCUUCAGAAGUUGUGUUGUUGGACAGGAAAAUAUCAGAAGUGAUGUUGGAUUCAGCUGAGUAUUCUAGGAUUGAAUUCCCUGAUGUUAAUGUGGUGAUGGAGAAUCAACAAAUGGUAUCUGAGUACUUUGCUCUGGCCAGAAAUGAUUCCUGUUCGAGGCCUGGAAUUGCCACGUUUCUCCGUCUCGGUGCGUCGCCUCCUCAACCGCCCUAUGACUUUGAAAUGACUGCUAAUUCAACUGAAGAACACCAACCGGGAUCAGUUUCCCCAAAUGACAGCAGCAUUCGAAACUCCAGCUUUUUAAGCUCCACAACGACGAGUUUAAGUGAUGAUAGAAACUCUGUUGAUUCUGCUGAAAAGAAAACCCGUUUCUCAGGUGAGUCGUUGAAUUCUGUUAAUGCUUCAGUCACUACUACUGAAGCCAAAAAUCAAGUCUCUGGUCGUUGUCCAGAUACUCCAACUUCACGGAAGAGUGGCCGAGCUGUGGAGGAUAAGGAAUCAAAAUUUACAAAGAAGGAAGAUAAGAUUAGCAUAAAAAAGGAAGGAAGUAUUCCUUCUGUGAAAUUUGGUCAGCUCUUUUCAGCUCCUUUAGGGAACAUUAAUCUUGAUGCCGAGCAAUCUGCAAUGCAGCAGCAAAUUGUUGACAUGUAUAUGAAGAGUAUGCAGCAGUUUACAGAGUCUUUGGCAAAGAUGAAACUUCCGAUGGAUCUCGAUAAGCCUGAGCUUGAACACCGAGGUGUUGUGAUUCAAAGCCAUGAUCCCAAACCCGAAAUCGACCAAAAUAAAAAGGACGGAUCUCGGGUUUUCUACGGUAGCAGGGCAUUCUUCUGAUAAUCAUAGGUCGUGCAAAUUUGACACUUCUAGCAAGGUAUGGAACUCAUAACUUAUCAGGAGCUAUUCAAACUUCCCUGGCUUCAUAAUCAAAUGGUAUUUAUGACUAAUCUUUAAUACUAUUUUUUGUUCUUCUUAGCUUGCAACUCUUCUUAAAGAGUUGUUCCUAAUAUAAUAUCUAUACUAAAUCAUCUGUCAUAGUCAUGGCAACAUGACAUUCUUUGUCUAUUGUUUAGAGUUUGUUUUUUCAUGCAAUGUAUAGAGAUUGAUUGUAUCCAAGCAAGCUGUACUAACACAGAGUUUGCUUAUAUGUUAAAUAACAAUACUCUUUGUACUCAUUAGUCAUAUAAUUCCACUGUUUAAGAAUAGAAAUCACUUAUAUGUUAAUUCAACAACUUUUCUUUUA
Benincasa hispida (wax gourd) is the source of this 2304-nucleotide messenger RNA. Its product is annotated as Calcium-dependent lipid-binding (CaLB domain) family protein. The record is from RefSeq and is a predicted model, not a curated record. NCBI's taxonomy places the organism in Eukaryota, Viridiplantae, Streptophyta, Magnoliopsida, Cucurbitales, Cucurbitaceae.